UCUUCCAACUCUCUUUGCAUCAUUUCCACUUUCCUCAUUUCCACCUCUCUUGCCUUCUAAAUCUUCUUUCUCUCUCUACCGUUUCUUCCAUCACUUUCUUAUAUCUAUCUCACUCUCACCCAUCUCUUUUUCAAUUGAGUGAACUACAUAAACUCACUCUUUUUUCCCAUUUUUCCUCCAAAAAUCUCCCUUUAUUUUUCCCCUUAAUCGCCUUUUCCAUCACUCUACCUUAAAGUUUAAAACUUUAUAUUAAUUCCAUUAUUAUUCUAAUAAUCUCAUUUUACCCAUCAAAAAAUCCCUCUUUAAUUCUUUUUUUUUUUUUUGUCAAAAAUGGAAAAGGAAUUAAAUUGCUCAAAUUAUGGGUUAAUGGAAAUUUCACCAGAACAACUCUCAAAUUGCUAUUUCCACCCCAAUUGGGAAGAUUCAAUUCCCACCAUGGAUCAAAAUGACCCAUUUGAAUCUGCACUUAGUUCAAUUGUAUCAUCCCCUACAAUAACAUCAUCUAAUGGUGUAGGUGAUGGUGUGAUGAUCAAGGAACUAAUCGGACGGCUAGGAAGCAUUUGUGACUCAGGGAAUAACAGCACAAUUACUUCUAGUUAUAGUACACCUUUAAAUUCCCCACCUUCAAAAUUCAAUCUUUCUUCAUUAAUAAUGAUGGGUAAUAAUUCUGGAAAUUACCCAAUUCAGAAAAAUUUAGGAUCUUUUAAUACUGACCCUGGAUUUGUUGAAAGAGCUGCUAAAUUUUCAUGUUUUGGGAGUGGAAAUAGUAAUAAUAUUGAUAAUGGUAGAUCAGGGUUGAAAUUGGAAUCUGGCAAAUUAUCUAGGGUUAAUUCUGAUAAGAAAUUGGGUGAUAGUGGUGAAUUUGGUGAUUCAAGAGAAGGUUCUUCAGUUUCUGAGCAAAACCCAGGUGCUGAAAUUGGUGUUAAAGUUCAAAAUGAUACAAAUUCAAGGAAAAGAAAGUCUGUUUCCAGGGCUAAAAAAAUUAACGACAAGAUGGAAGUAGACAAUGAGGAAUCAAAUAGCAAAAGAAACAAGGUAGAUGAUAAAGAAGCUAAAAAGGAAAAUGCAGAGGAAAAUACAGGGGAGUCAAAUGAUAGUAACAAAGAGAAACAGAAUAAUAAGGAAGCAACCAAGGCAGAACCUCCAAAAGAUUAUAUUCAUGUCAGAGCUCGAAGAGGUCAAGCUACUGAUAGUCAUAGUCUUGCUGAAAGAGUUAGAAGAGAGAAAAUUAGUGAAAGAAUGAAGUUUCUUCAAGAUCUUGUUCCUGGUUGCAACAAGGUUACAGGAAAAGCAACCGUUCUUGAUGAGAUUAUAAACUAUGUGCAAUCAUUGCAGCGCCAAGUUGAGUUUCUUUCUAUGAAAUUAGCUACUGUAAAUCCAAGACUGGAGCUUAACAUGGAAUCUAUUCUCUCCAAGGAUAUGUUUCAUUCUAGAGGAUCACCAUUACCUCAAGCAAUGUAUCCUAUAGAUCAAAAUUCAACACAAGCCUUGCCCUUUGUUUAUCAAUCCACCCAACAAUUGUCAUACCCUUUGCAAAAUGGUGCUCCAACUGGGAUUGAGAAUCACUUCCCUGCAAAUAAUAUGAACGGCAAUGGAAUCGGGCAAAACCCGAAUGUUCGAGUUGGUGGAUUUAUAGACUCAAUGGCUCAGAUUCAGUUGCCAACACUUUGGGAGGAUGAUCUUCAAAGUAUUGUUCAAAUGGGUAUUGUGCAAAAUCAAACACAAAAUUUACCUAUAGGUACAAUGCCAAAUGCCCAAAUGAAAGUUGAGCUAUGAUCUCUAUAAUUUCCUUUAAAGCUAGCAUUUUCCAAUUACAGCAAGGCUAAUAACCAUGUAUAUACCGAAAAUUGUUCAUUUGGACAGAUGAUAUUAUAAUUCUACGUUCUAGCUCGAUCUAGACCAAUCGAUAACAACUCGAGAUUUCUCUCCUUAUACCGGAGAUUUCAUCUGCACCCGAUUCAAUUUUUUCUUUCGAGAAAUACUUAGAAGCCUCUCGAAAGUUUGUACUAUAAUUUUAGAAACUAAUUGUAAUCUUAGAGAUGAUUAUGUAUUAUUAUUGUUACUACAUUGUAAGAGAUGUUUAGAUGUAGCAUAAAUUGUAGUAGUAAGUAGAUAAUUAAAAAGAUUGGAGAACAAGAAGAAUAUUUACCUUUUGAGGUACAUUUGUUCUUCCCAAUAUUAUCUUGUAAUAUGAACUUAGUACAUUCUUAUAUAUCCAUUACUUUUUUUUAUGGCUCUCUAAUAAUCUUA
Molecule: messenger RNA, 2250 nt
Organism: Amaranthus tricolor (Joseph's coat)
Lineage: Eukaryota; Viridiplantae; Streptophyta; Magnoliopsida; Caryophyllales; Amaranthaceae
Product: transcription factor bHLH78-like
Exons: 8
Coding region: 331-1776 (481 amino acids)
Biological process (GO): regulation of DNA-templated transcription
Cellular component (GO): nucleus
Molecular function (GO): protein dimerization activity; DNA-binding transcription factor activity
Source: RefSeq, a predicted model, not a curated record